Messenger RNA from Prunus armeniaca (apricot), 3531 nucleotides. NCBI's taxonomy places the organism in Eukaryota, Viridiplantae, Streptophyta, Magnoliopsida, Rosales, Rosaceae. The record is from the annotation of a GenBank genome assembly.
AUGUCACCAUAUGAUUUGGUGUAUACAAAAAGAGAUAAGGUGCCCUUUCAGAGAAAUGAUCAAUCUGCUGCCCCGGUGACAGGUAAUUCAGAGGUAGAAUUUGUUGAACCUUCUUGUUCUUUACUUGAAAAUAACCCUAUAAACUCUGUUCCUUCAAUUGAUAAUGAAUUACCUAUUGCCUUAAGGAGACCACUUCGUUCUUGCCCAUCAAAGUACAAAUAUCCUAUCUCAAAUUUCAUGUCUUCUCAUCGUCUCUCCCCAUGUCUUAAAUCAUUUGCCUAUCAGUUGUCUUUUGUAUCUGUUCCUCAAACAUUGCAGGAUGCACUGGACAAUCCAAGGUGGAAAGAGGCGAUGGAUGAGGAAUUGAGAGCUCUACGAAAAAACUCUACUUGGGAGUUGGUGGAGUUGCCAAGGGGGAAGAAGGUUGUUGGUUGCAAAUGGGUGUUCACAAUAAAACAUAAGGCAGAUGGCUCUGUUGACAGAUACAAGGCAAGGUUGGUGGCAAAAGGGUAUACUCAAACCUAUGGGAUAGAUUACCAAGACACAUUUGCUCCAGUUGCAAAGAUGAACACAAUUCGGGUCCUUUUAUCUUUAGCAGCUAACUUGGGGUGGACUCUUCAACAAUUUGAUGUGAAGAAUGCUUUCCUCCAUGGAGACUUAGAGGAGGAAGUAUACAUGGACAUGCCUCCAGGUAUAGAUGAGACCUCUCAAGGAAAAGUAUGCAGAUUAAGAAAAUCAUUGUAUGGCCUGAAACAGUCUCCUAGGGCAUGGUUUGGUAGAUUCUCUCAAGCUAUGAAAAAGUAUGGAUAUCGUCCUAGUCAAGCAGAUCAUACAUUGUUCCUACAACAUUCUCGGGAUGGUAGGAUUACUAUUGUUAUUGUUUAUGUAGAUGAUAUCAUUAUGACAGGGGACGAUAUAGAGGAGAUCAGUAAGCUGAAAAUACAAUUGGCCAAGGAAUUUGAUAUCAAAGACUUGGGGACACUACGAUAUUUUUUAGGCAUUGAAGUGGCACAUUCAAAAGAAGGAAUCUUUAUCUCACAAAGAAAAUAUGUACUUGAUCUUCUGACUGAAACUGGAAUGUUAGCAUGCAAGCCUGCGGACACUCCAAUUGAACAAAAUCAUAGAUUGGGAGAGCAAACUGAUGAUACACCUGUUGAUAGGGGGAGAUAUCAAAGAUUGGUAGGGAAGUUGAUAUAUUUGGCUCAUACAAGACCAGAUAUAGCUUAUGCAGUAAGUGUCGUCAGUCAAUUCAUGCACGAGCCACGUGAGGUCCACAUGCAGGUAGUUGAAAGGAUACUUAGAUACUUGAAAUCAGCACCUGGUAAAGGCCUUUUAUUUUCAAAGCAUGAUAACUUUGCUAUAGAGGCUUAUACAGAUGCAGAUUGGGCUGGUUCAGUUUCAGACCGGAGAUCAACCACGGGAUAUUGCACGUUUGUGGGUGGCAAUCUAGUCACUUGGCGUAGUAAAAAGCAAUCAGUUGUUGCUAGAUCUAGUGCUGAGGCUGAGUUCAGGGCUAUGGCCCAUGCCAUUAGUAUUGCUCACAACCCUGUACAACAUGAUAGAACCAAACAUAUUGAGAUUGACAGACACUUCAUCAAGGAGAAAUUAUCACAAGGAUUGAUUUGCACGCCUUAUGUGAAAACCAAUGAUCAACUUGCUGAUAUUCUUACUAAGGGAGUUUCUAGCAAGGAGUUGACUUUUAGCCUUUAUUUUCUUUCCAUACUUGUAAUUGGCUGUUCACUAUUUAAUCCUCCUUUUGGGAGAAGAAUAAGACAAGCGACUAUUCCUGUAUCUCUAGAGAAUUCAACAAUUCAUAGCAUUGAUUCUCCAAAUCUGAAUCAAUUAAUCUCAGAUGAUGAACAUGUCUCUGGAAGAAAUGGCAGUGGCACUAGUCAAGGGUCAACUCCAAGCAAUACACCAGUGAAGCUGAGAAGUUUGGAGGACAUUUAUGCAAGAUGUCACAUGACCAUCAUUGAACCUGAAACUUACUAUGAAGCUGUUGAAGACAAAGCAUGGAAGGAAGCAAUGGAUGCUGAGAUAGAAACUAUUGAAAAGAAUGGAACUUGGGAGCUAGUGGAAAGGCCUACAGAUAAACCAGUCAUAGGAGUCAAAUGGGUGUUCAAAACCAAGCUGAAUCUUGAUGGGACAGUUCAAAAACACAAGGCUAGGCUUGUGGCUAAAGGGUAUGCUCAAAAACCUGGUAUUGAUUAUAAUGAAACCUUUGCCCCGGUGGCAAGGUUAGAUACAAUCAAAACUUUGAUUGCACUUGCAGCACAAAAGGGUUGGAAGUUGUUUCAAUUAGAUGUUAAGUCAACCUUCUUGAAUGGAGUACUUGAGGAGGAGGUUUAUACUGAGCAACCAGAGGGGUUUGAAGUGAAAACAGCAAGUCAUAAGGUCUAUAAAUUAAAGAAGGCCCUCUAUGGUUUGAAGCAGGCUCCCAGAGCCUGGUACAGUGAAAUAAACACCUAUCUAACUAGCUGCAAUUUUAAAAGAAGCACCAGUGAGGCCACCUUAUAUACCAGAACUGAUGAAGAAGGAAAACUGAUCAUUGUCUCUAUAUAUGUUGAUGAUAUAGUUUAUAGUGGAAACAGUAAUGCUUUGCUCAGUGAGUUUAAAAGGGACAUGAUGCAAAAGUAUGAAAUGACUGAUUUAGGACUCCUACAUCAUUUCUUGGGAAUGGGAGUUCUACAAACUGAAAAUGGAGUGUUUAUUCAUCAAAGCAAGUAUGCAAAGUCCUUGCUUGUGAAAUUUGGUCUCGAGGAUUGUAAGUCAGUAACAAUUCCUCUACCCACUGGUGAAAGAUUAAAGAAAGUUGAUGGAAGUGAUUUGGCUGAUGAAGGUUUGUUUAGAAAAAUUGUUGGCAGCCUGUUGUAUCUGACUGCAACCAGGCCUGAUAUAAUGUUUGCAGCCAGUUUGUUAUCAAGAUUCAUGCACAGCCCCACAAAGAAGCACAUGGGAAUUGCAAAAAGGGUUCUUAGAUACAUUCAAGGCACUCUCAGCUAUGGCAUUGAAUUUACAAGGGAUAAUAAUGCUGUUCUGGUUGGCUUUUGUGACUCUGAUUGGGCUGGCAGUGAAGAUGACAGUAGAAGCACAUCUGGAUAUGCAUUCAGUUUUGGUAGUGGAGUUUUUUCAUGGGCUUCAGUCAAGCAAAACACAGUUGCAUUGUCAACUGCAGAAGCUGAAUACGUUUCAGCAGCUGAGGCAACAGCUCAAGCUAUCUGGCUAAGGUUUGUGUUGGAUGAUUUUGGUGAAAUGCAAUCUGAUGCAACACCAUUGUUUUGUGACAACAUGUCAGCAAUAUCAAUGGUCAAAAAUCCUGUUUUCCAUCAGAAAACAAGGCACAUAAACCGAAGGUAUCAUUUCAUAAGGGAAGCUUUACAAGAAGGGGUGAUUGAUAUAAAAUUCUGCAGAAGUGAAGAACAGUUGGCAGAUAUUUUUACAAAAGCUCUGCCCAAAGAUCGAUUCAAUUAUUUGAGGUUGAAGCUUGGAGUUAAACCAGUAAGCAGCUUAGGAGAGGCUGUUGAGAGUUAA